This is a messenger RNA of Sinocyclocheilus rhinocerous, 4445 nucleotides long. Its product is annotated as rho-related BTB domain-containing protein 2-like. The record is from RefSeq and is a predicted model, not a curated record. Gene Ontology annotation, biological process: small GTPase-mediated signal transduction. Bases 806 to 2956 code for a protein of 716 amino acids. Lineage: Eukaryota; Metazoa; Chordata; Actinopteri; Cypriniformes; Cyprinidae. The transcript is spliced from 12 exons. Gene Ontology annotation, molecular function: protein binding; GTPase activity; GTP binding.
UGUCCGCGCGCUCUAGCGCGAGCUGUAGGCAGAAUCGCUCGCGCUCUACUUUAUGAAUGGAUGGGAGUGGCGCUGUAGUGUCAGUGUCAGUGUCGUCACGCUGUUAAUAGGCGCUGGCGUUCGUCAGUGGACUUGACAGGACAGCAAGUGGACAGCAUACGACAGCAGCCAGAGCGGGCAUUAGGGGCAAAAGGCGACUCGAGGCGAUAGGGUGAGCACGCGACUGUGACAGACAGGGGCAGCUCACAUGUUACAGGGUGGGAGGAUGGGUUAGGGGAGACAAAGGAAUCGCAGGCGUGUAGUUUUUUUGACCGCCCAUAGACAACUUGGACACAUUUGCGGACUGCAUAAUAAAAAGGUACAUUCCCUGUUAUCGCGCUGAUGGUCUGACAUGAUUCACACAGCGACUUUUUGAUUCGCGCGAUUCAUUUUACCCCCAAACCAGCUGAGAGACCUGCUUUGUUUGGUCAUUUUUGGGGGGUUUGUGGUAUACGUUGCUAUAUCUGGAUAUCCCGAACUGCAUUCCUUCAGAGUUGUGGCAAAGCAGAGAGAUAAUUGUACCAAUCUCUUUUCAAAGGCGUGACAGAAGCAAAAGGGCGAGACAGAAAACUCGCAUCAGCACCACGCGAGCACACUUCGUCUGCUCUGUUUGGAAGAGACUCCGAACCGAAGCCCGUCUUUACAGGAUCUCAGAACUAUUGGACACAAAACCAUAUGGUUUUGUAAGUAGAAGGCAGUGAGCACUUUACUGACGCGCGUAACCUGAAAGAUUCACGAGGCGAAAUCACAUCAAAGGGCCCUCUCCAUGGAUAUAGACACAGAUUAUGAGCGACCUAAUGUGGAGACCAUAAAGUGUGUGGUGGUGGGUGAUAAUGCGGUGGGCAAGACACGACUGAUCUGUGCCCGUGCCUGCAAUGCCACCCUUACUCAGUACCAGCUGCUUGCCACCCACGUGCCAACUGUCUGGGCCAUCGACCAAUACCGUGUGUGCCAGGAGGUGCUGGAGAGGUCACGAGACGUGGUGGACGAGGUCAGUGUCUCCCUCAGGCUGUGGGACACAUUUGGAGAUCAUCACAAAGACAGACGCUUCGCUUAUGGCAGAUCAGAUGUAGUAGUGCUGUGCUUCUCUUUGGCCAAUCCGAACUCCCUGCGCCAUGUCCGCACCAUGUGGUUCCCUGAGAUUAAGCACUUCUGCCCCCGCACCCCGAUCAUCCUGGUGGGCUGCCAGCUGGACCUUCGCUAUGCUGAUCUGGACGCUGUUAACCGGGCUCGCCGGCCUCUGGCCAAAACCAUCAAACCCACAGACAUCCUUCCCCCAGAACGAGGCCACGAGGUUGCUAAGGAACUCGGCAUUCCAUACUACGAGACAAGUAUUGUCGCUCAGUUCGGUGUAAAGGAUGUGUUUGACAAUGCUAUCCGUGCUGCACUCAUCUCUCGACGCCACCUUCAGUUCUGGAAGUCCCAUCUAAAAAAGGUUCAGCGUCCCCUACUCCAGGCACCGUUCCUCCCUCCCAGACCACCACGACCUAUGGUGGGCAUCCCUGAUCCUCCUCCCAUGGAUGGAGAAGGUCCAGACUCUCUUUUCUGCCAGCCAUUGUGUGCAGAUGUCCUGUUUCUACUCCAGGCUGGGACCACUUGUGUCUUUGCCCAUAAGGUGUACCUGGCCACUUCCUGCUCAAAGUUCUAUGACCUUUUCACUAUGGAUCUUGGAGGGGUAGGGAUGGAGAAGGAGGGUGAGGAAAGCUCAGAGGGGAGUGAAGAAGAGGAGCAGUGCCGAAGAGGAGCCAAAGAACAGGCUGGGCGUACCAAGAGCCUGGACAUUGAUAAGGAGGGUGAAGGGGGCACCAGGGGUUCAAAUAGGCUGCUCAUGUUGCAGCAGGGCUCACUGAGGACUUCACAGAGCGAUAACGCUCUGCCUGCCAGUGGCCAAUGCUCUAUGGGACCCCUGGGAGCAGGCCGUGCUCUUUUGGGAUGGGGGCGUGGUUUCUUGGGGUUGUACUUGGAAAUGGUGGAUGACCCUGUGACAGGUCGGCCGAGACUCAUGACAGUUGUGUCAAUGGAUGAUCUCAUUCAGAAAGGGCCUUUCCAGGCAGUGUUGCAGUACCUUUAUACGGGUCACCUGGAUGAGACACGUGGGGACCUGAUGCAGGUGGCCACCAUCGCUGAGCUUCUGGAGGUCUUUGACCUGCGUAUGAUGGUGGCCAAUGUGCUGAACCAUGAGAGCUUCAUGAACCAGGAGAUCACCAAAGCCUUCCAUGUGCGUCGUGCCAACCGCAUCAAAGAGUGCCUGAGCAAGGGCACCUUUGCUGAUGUGGUGUUUAGAUUGGACGACCGAUAUCUGCCAGCCCAUAAGCCACUGCUCAUCUCAAGCUGUGAUUGGAUGGCAGCCAUGUUUCGUGGAUUCUUCAUGGAGAGCUACAUUGAGGAGGUCUCUAUCCCCAACACCACUUGUGCCUGCAUGAGAGCCGUUCUGGAGUUUCUCUACUGUGGUGUGUUAACACCAUGUCCUGAGCUGGAGCCAAUGGACCUUAUAAUACUUGCCAACCGCCUCUGUCUUCCUCGCCUUGUAGCUCUAACAGAGCAACAUGCUGUUGAGGAGCUAUUGCAGUUGUCCGUUAAAGGGGUGGACAUUGAUGGACAUGUGCUGGCCUAUCUGGAGAUGGCUCAGUUCCACAAUGCCAAACAGCUCUCUGCCUGGUGUCUGCAUCACAUCUGCACCAACUACAAUAGCGUUUGUCGAAAAUUCCCUAAAGACAUGAAGACUAUGUCUCCUGAAAACCAGAAACAUUUUGAGAAGCAUCGCUGGCCCCCUGUGUGGUUCCUGAAGGAGGAAGACCGCUACCUCCGUUCUCAAAAAGAGCGAGAGCGCGAGGAGGAGAUCUUACGCAAGCAGCACACCAAACGGGGCUGGUUUUUCUGGAGACAUCCAUCCUCCUCAGCACCCCACAUUUCCUGAGGGUCUUCCUCCAUUCAUCCUUUCAACCCCCCCUUUACUCCUCACCCUCAUCUCAGUCCAGAGGCAUGUAGCCAAGCCUGGGGAGCCCUGUUUCUGUCCUGACUGCUGAAAGCGAGUCCGGGGUCCUCUUUGUCUCUGAGCUUUAGCCUUCCCUACCCACGCUGGGCCUUAGUGGACUGCCCGCCACGAGAGCUCAUAGCGUAUGUGUCAUUAAACAGGAGAAGGUUUGGAGAAAGUCUCAAAUCAUUCUCUUUCUCAAUGUUACAUGUUCUACUGUGCGAAUGCAACAGGUCUCGCCGCAGCAUCACAUAGGGAACAGCAUCAUUGCAGUGACCUGCUUUCGCCUCUUAAGACUGUUAUUAUUAUACAAGACCACACACACACACUCACACCAGCACCCCGUCUGAGCGCUGGCGCCUGGGCACACGAAUGCUGCAUGGUGCUGCUGUGCUGAUCUUUUCUCUGUGAGACCUAUUUUUGGGAAAACCGUCAUGUUCAAUGCCUACAAGCUGAAACAUAGCUUAGCUUUGAAUACAACUAGCAACUAAAAUGGCGGCAGGGAUAUACAUAUAAAAGAAAUUGUUAAAAUAAAGGGGUUAUUGCCCCUGCCUUCAUGCUUCAUGCUUCAUAAAAACAAUUCUCCAUUUUGGAUCUUCCAUUGCCCCAUAUUGGCUCAGAAUACCAAUUGUGUUGCUUAAAGAAGAAGUGUUUUUCAGAUUGUUUUUCCUGUUACUAAAUUUUGUUCAUGUGGUAGAACAGAAGGGGUGUGUAGUUCAGGUCUGUCACUCACUAAAAAAACUAUAGGACAGCACCAAAGACAGACACUCAGACAGACAACUCAUUCAAACACAAACGCCUUACCAAAAUCUGCUGAAACAAAAACUUGACAGCAAGUAAACUAUGAAAUUAGGGCUAUUUUUCCACUGCCAGGAGAGUAUUAGCCAUCACAACUGUUAUUUGACAUUCUGUCGAUUGAGUUUUGUGAUUUGACCACUAGCAAGCUCCUCGACUUGCUUGCCUUUCACCUCCACCACUGGGGGGCGCCCAUGCCUUCUGAGUUUACCCUGCUUAAGUAUUAGCUACUCAUUUGUUUGUCAGUCCUGUUGCAGAUCUUCACACCCUUGUGAAAUGCACUUGUUUUUGUAGCACUACUUCAGCUCUUUGCUAUUGGCGAACCAAAAAGUAGGUUGCGAUGUUUCUUAUUCCUUUGCCGCUCCUCUCUGUUAUUCCUCUGCUCCUCUACCUCUGCAGUUAGCCAAACUGAGGGAGAAACUAUCGAUCCACUUCCUGUAGUGUUUGAUAUGUUGCAAUGUGAUGCUUCACUUUGCGCUUUACACUUGCAGAUAAAAUCGGUGCUCCGGAUUAACCUGCUAAAUGCCACAGCGUUCAACCACUCACCCAUCAUCUCCUUAAAGGGCGGUUUCACUAGACUUUGAGCCCUGCAACAGUCGUGAUACGAUGUCAUGCUCUGUGGUGUCUUUUUUUUUUU